AUGGUGAUCUCGCAGCAACAGCUCAAGGCUUUUGGUGAUGACCAUUUUAGUUCUAGUAGGAUAGCCAGUUUUCGCAGUCUCAUGUUUCCCUCGGGUUCCACACAUAUUGGCUCUUCCCACUCUAAUGAAUCUGAUACCAAUGCCCAACCAUCAUGGGCGGAUUACUGCUCUACUUGCCAAACCGAAAUCUACCAUUAUUACACCAGUCUGGGAUGGAUACAUAAACCACAUUCAGCAGACUCUCAAUCCAUCAAGAAUGGUGUAUCUGAUACAAACGAGCAUUGUGAACAGGCAAUUUUAAAAGUCCCACCAAAUAGCACUUUCAAAAAACGAAGAGUUCAGAGCGAAGUCUUUCAAGCAGAUGCAGAGCUCGAAGAGCACACUGAUCAGCUACAGCAUACCACUCAUAGUGAUGAUUAUGACGAAUUGAAUGUGGAGCUUACUCCAGAAAUGAUUGAAAUGUUUCGGUUUUCAGAGGCAUUUCGUCGAGAAGUCAAACAAGAGCAAAAACAGGAACAGAUCCAAGCUCGCCAGGAGAAAGCCAGAGUAGAUUCAAAUGCCGAUAACAAGAUUGUGAUGAGAUCUGCUCUAGUUUCGACAGCCAUUGCAUCGUCCAAUACAGCACAUUCAUUUGGAAUUGCAACUCUGGAGCAUUAUCUACAAGCCAGAUUUGAUGUGGAUCUUUCAGAACGACAUCCAGUGCUAUGGCCAGUCCUUCCCAUAGACUUUUGA
Batrachochytrium dendrobatidis JAM81 is the source of this 732-nucleotide messenger RNA. RefSeq lists its product as uncharacterized. The coding region runs from base 1 to 732 and encodes 243 amino acids. Lineage: Eukaryota; Fungi; Chytridiomycota; Chytridiomycetes; Rhizophydiales. The record is from RefSeq and is a predicted model, not a curated record. The transcript has 2 exons.